This is a messenger RNA of Paramecium sonneborni, 196 nucleotides long. Lineage: Eukaryota; Ciliophora; Oligohymenophorea; Peniculida; Parameciidae. The record is from the annotation of a GenBank genome assembly.
AUGGGAAAAAAAAAAAAAUUAUAAAUCAAUUUCUAAAAAAUGAGAUAACUUUUAUAAUUUAAAUCUGAAACUGAGAAAAAAGACAUAACGUAAUAUUAAUUCAUAUAUUUUAAGAUCUUUUACAAAAAGAAGUUCCUUAAGAUCAACAGCAAAUAUCAAGACAUCUUUUAUGGAUAUCAAUAAUUAAUAGUUAUGA